Lycium barbarum (goji berry) is the source of this 799-nucleotide messenger RNA. Its product is annotated as putative glycine-rich cell wall structural protein 1. The record is from RefSeq and is a predicted model, not a curated record. The transcript has a single exon. Lineage: Eukaryota; Viridiplantae; Streptophyta; Magnoliopsida; Solanales; Solanaceae. Bases 73 to 645 code for a protein of 190 amino acids.
UUCCAUCUCCGUCAAUAUUGAUCGGAAGGCUACAUUUUUUUUACGGCUCUUCAUAAUUUUUAUUGUGGUUUAAUGUCUCAUUCUUUUUUACUAACAAUAUGCUUUUUUUUUUUCUUUUUUUUUUUUUUUUUUUUUGCAGUAGGUGCAAAAAUGACAUGCAAGUUUGUGCUUGUUGUUGUUGUGGGAGUUCUAGUGCAAACUUCCUCUGCAAGGAAACUUCUUGAGAAUCCAUUAUUACCCAAUUUACCUAACUUCAACGGUGGAUUUGACCAAAUUUUAGGUGGUCUUGGCAGCGGUGGUGAUGGUGGUGGAGGUGGAGGUGGAGGUGGAGGAGGAAGUAAUGGUGGAUUUGGUGCUGGCUUCGGAUUUGGCGAAGGUCACGGAUCAGGUGCAAUUGGCGGAUUUGACCAAAUUGUGGGAGGUCUUGUUGACGGUGGUGGUGGCGGCGGCGGCGGAGGUGGAGGUGGAGGAGGUAGCGAUGGUGGAUUUGGUUCCGGCUUUGGAUAUGGCGAGGGUCAUGGAUCAGGUGCAAACGGUAGCGGUGGUGGUGGUGGUGGAGGUGGAGGUGGCGGCGGUGGUGGUCAAGACGGUGGUAGUGGUUUUGGGGCCGGAGCAGGAUGGGGCCAAGGUGGUGGUGGAAAUUGAUCCCACCAAUUGCUCAAAUAAAUCUCUUAAUAUAAUAAGUGAAAAGCACAUUAAAAGCAAGUAAUUUGCUAUAGGGAUUUUGUUUUUGUCCUAAUUGCUAAUUACACUAUUUAGCGUGCUAUGGCUAGUGGCUCUUGAAUAAACAUUUUGAUUA